CGCGCCUCCUGAGCUGUCAGCCAAUCACAGCGCAGCAAACCUCCUCCCAUAGCCACGCGUUUCAUCACAAACAGAGGCUGACUGAAGGAGUUACGAGUCGUCUUCUCACUUUUCAAAUCUACAUUAAAGAGGUGUACGAUGCAGGUGAUGCAGUUGCUGAGGGGUGCAGUGAAGCAUGCUGGGAGCAGUCCCCGGUGCAGUGUUGAGCGACUGAUCUCAGCAGUUCGUGGCAUCAGCUCAUCCUCAUCCGGCACUGAUACUGAUCACCCCAAAAUCCUUAUCACGGGAGGGCUUGGACAGCUAGGGGUGGGGCUUGCUAAGUUGCUGAGGAGACGAUUUGGAAAGAACAACGUGAUCCUGUCUGACAUUAGGAAACCGCCCAACCAUGUCUACCAUAACGGUCCAUUCAUCUUCUCAGACAUCCUGGACUAUAAGAACCUCAGGGAAAUCGUGGUGAACAACAACAUCAGCUGGCUGGUUCACUACUCGGCUGUGCUGUCUGCCGUGGGAGAGAACAACGUCGCGCUGGCCAAAGAGGUCAACAUCACGGGUCUCCAUAACAUAUUAGACAUAGCAACCGAACAUGGUCUGCGUGUGUUUGUCCCCAGCACCAUCGGUGCCUUCGGUCCGUCCUCGCCCAGGGACCCCACUCCUGAGCUGUGCGUGCAGAGGCCACGCACCAUCUACGGCGUCUCCAAGGUCCACGCGGAGCUGAUGGGGGAGUACUACCACCACAGGUACGGGCUGGAUUUCCGCUGUCUCAGGUAUCCGGGCAUCAUCUCAGCUGACUCCCAGCCUGGAGGAGGAACCACAGACUAUGCUGUCCAGAUCUUCCACGCCGCUGUGAAAACUGGUUGUUUUGAGUGCAACCUGCGCAGCGACACGCGGCUUCCUAUGAUGUACAUCGAUGAUUGUCUCAGGGCUACGCUGGAGUUCCUGGAAGCUCCAGCCGACACGCUGCUCAGCCGCACCUACAACAUCACCGCUAUGAGCUUUACACCGCACGACCUCAUCCUGGAGAUACAGAAAGUCCUGCCUGACCUCAAGGUCACCUACAAUGUGGAUCCUGUUCGACAGGCUAUCGCGGACGGCUGGCCAAUGGCGUUAGAGGACAACGCGGCGAGGCGGGAAUGGGGCUGGAAGCACGAGUACGACCUCUCAGAGUUGGUGCAGACCAUGCUGACUCACAUCACUACGGGCAACCAGCUCGCACAAGCCUACUGAGCCUUUUGUAGCAACUCCAUGCAAAGCUUUAUUUGACACUGAAGAUUUAAGGGCGCUUUCACAAGCCAACAUUUGGUCAGUUUUAAUCGAAGACUAAAUAGAAAACAAACCAAAAGUAUGAAUUUCACUCAGAUUUGGACUAACCAAACGGCUUGUGAAAGCACCCAAAGAGAAUUUUUAGCCUUCACUAUUACGCUUUAAAAAGUUAUGUCUUGACAAAAAAUCUUAAGAUCCUAAUUUAUGACAAAUAUAAAAUGAUUAAGAUUUAGACCAUUCAAACAACUACUACCAAUUUGACAUUGAAACUAAGACAUGAACCUUCUUAUCAGAGGCAUAAAAACAUUCCAGACCUCUCAAUAUCAUAUCACCCAUCAUCCGUCCAUCUCCAUCUCUCUUUUUCCUCUUCUCCAUCCAUCCAGUUUUUGCUUAAUCUGAUGCAAGAGCAUGCUGGGAUAUUCUCACUAAGUUACUGAACUUUAAAGAGAGUUCUCUCUCUGAAUGUACUGAAUGUAUUUAUGUCAUGUUAAGUAUGCAGAUGACUUCCUGUUUAUGCAUCUGUAGCAGCUAAACGCUUGCUGCCUUAGGGGGACACUCCUCCUGCUACCCUGAAAACCAGUUGGCUUUGACUAAGAGCUGCACUCCAAAUGGUCUCCAAUACGUACUGUAAUAAACACUGAAGGCUUUACCUCGGGUGCUGUUACUAUAGAAACAGGUGACCCCAGCUAGUGGGGCUAUAGGAUAGUUUACAGGUGCUUGGACUGUAGCCGCCUAGCAGGGCUGUAGGCCUUAAAACAAGAGUUUGAGUUCAAGACGAAUAGUUUCUGAAAGCUACUUUGCACUAGGUGCUUUUAAUAUUUGUGUUAUUUCUAUUUAAAUGAUUUUUAUUGUUCUGUUUAGAAGCUGGUGCUGAAUAUUUAUGAAUGUCGAAUCAGCUCUUUAGGUUUGCAGCUGUACUGUAGGAUGAAGGGAGUAAGCAUUAGAGUUUCAAUUGUUUGUGUUUUUUAAUAUUGAUGUUAUUUAUAAUGCUAUUAUUUGCAGCUUUUUCUCUCAAAUCAAAAGAAUGUUCAGACUUUUUAAAAAAUAAAUACUUGAAUGAAACCA
Sebastes umbrosus (honeycomb rockfish) is the source of this 2325-nucleotide messenger RNA. Its product is annotated as L-threonine 3-dehydrogenase, mitochondrial-like. Lineage: Eukaryota; Metazoa; Chordata; Actinopteri; Perciformes; Sebastidae. Gene Ontology annotation, biological process: L-threonine catabolic process. Bases 139 to 1224 code for a protein of 361 amino acids. Gene Ontology annotation, molecular function: L-threonine 3-dehydrogenase activity. The record is from RefSeq and is a predicted model, not a curated record. The transcript has 10 exons.